GCUGCAGCCGCGGCAGGGCAGUGGAGUCCACCUCUCCCACUUCCACGCGCCCGCGCGCGCGCUGCCCGCCCUCGCACGGUUGCCCCGCGUGCUCUGCCGUUUCUUUCAUCUCUCCGCGCCGUGCCGGCAGCCGCUCUCCGAGCCUGCGGCCGGGGCCCUGGCGUGCGGCGCCGGCCUCGGCGGGGCCCAGCGCCCCGGCCCGGGAGGAUGCGGCCCGGGGUGGCCCGGGAGCUGAACAGGGCCCCCGCGCAGGCCCCCGCGGACCCCGGCCUCCGGAGCCGUAGCCGCCGCUGUGCCGCCGAGAGACAUGACUUCCAAGCCGCAUUCCGACUGGAUUCCCUACAGUGUCUUAGAUGAUGAGGGCAGCAACCUGAGGCAGCAGAAGCUUGACCGGCAGCGGGCCCUGCUGGAGCAGAAGCAGAAGAAGAAGCGCCAGGAGCCCUUGAUGGUGCAGGCCAAUGCCGACGGGCGGCCCCGAAGCCGGCGGGCCCGGCAGUCGGAGGAGCAGGCCCCCCUGGUGGAGUCCUACCUCAGCAGCAGUGGCAGCACCAGCUACCAAGUUCAAGAGGCCGACUCACUGGCUAGUGUGCAGCUGGGAGCCACCCGCUCAACAGCACCAGCUUCAGCCAAGAGAACCAAGGCAGCAGCAGCCACGGGGGGCCAGGGCGGGGCCUCGAGGAAGGAGAAGAAGGGGAAGCACAAAGGAGUGCCCGUGGCCUGCAGGCACCGGCGGGCCAGUGGCUCUGGCAGAAGACAAGUCCGAGGCCCGAGGCCCAGUGCAGAUCCUGACUGUGGGCCAGUCGGACCACGCCCAGGACACAGGGGCGACUGCAGCUGGUGGGGGCGCACGGCCCAGCGGGCAGGACCUCCGUGCCACGAUGCUGAGGAAGGGCGUCUCUAGCAGCAUGAGCUUUGAGGAGGAGGAGGACGAUGAAGACGAGAACAGCUCCAGCUCCUCCCAGCUAAACAGCAACACCCGCCCCAGCUCCGCUACUAGCAAGAAGUCCACCCGGGAGGCAGCCUCGGCCCCCAGCCCGACAGCCCCAGAGCCUUCAGUGGAGAUCGAGGUGCAGGAUCUUGAGGAGUUUGCGCUGCGGCCGGCCCCUCAGGGCAUCACCAUCAAGUGCCGCAUCACGCGGGACAAGAAGGGGAUGGACCGAGGGAUGUACCCCACCUACUUCCUGCACCUGGACCGAGAGGACGGGAAGAAGGUGUUCCUCCUGGCGGGAAGGAAGAGGAAGAAGAGCAAAACGUCCAAUUACCUCAUCUCCAUGGACCCAACAGACUUGUCUCGAGGAGGGGACAGCUACGUGGGGAAACUGCGGUCCAACCUCAUGGGCACUAAGUUCACCGUGUAUGACAAUGGGGUCAACCCUCAGAAGGCAUCCUCUCCUCUGGAAAGCGCAACUUUUCGUCAGGAGCUGGCAGCUGUGUGUUACGAGACGAACGUCCUAGGUUUUAAGGGGCCUCGGAAGAUGAGUGUGAUUGUCCCCGGCAUGAACAUGGUCCACGAGAGAGUCUGCAUCCGGCCCCGCAACGAGCACGAGACGCUGCUAGCGCGCUGGCAGAAUAAGCACACGGAGACCAUCAUCGAGCUACAAAACAAGACGCCUGUCUGGAAUGAUGACACUCAGUCCUACGUACUCAACUUCCAUGGGCGCGUCACACAGGCCUCUGUAAAGAACUUUCAGAUCAUCCAUGGCAAUGAUCCGGACUACAUCGUGAUGCAGUUCGGCCGCGUGGCAGAGGACGUGUUCACUAUGGAUUACAACUACCCACUGUGCGCACUGCAGGCCUUCGCCAUCGCCCUGUCCAGCUUUGACAGCAAGCUGGCCUGUGAAUAGAGGUCUCCUCGUGCCCUUGGGGUUGCCCAGCCCGGGGUGGAACUGCCUGCCUGAGGAGACAGCCCUGCCUGCCCCCUGUACAUAGGCCUCCUGCCAGAUGAACCUUUGGCUCUCAGCAGCUCCUUGGUGGGGCCAGCCAGGAACUGGCUCCUCUGCCUCCUCUGCUGAGGCAGAGGAGUGGGGGCGUGUAAGGGACCAGAGUGAAUUCUUUCUGUGCCCUGGGAGCAACACACCCACUCUUGGGUUAGUAUGCUGCUGCAGUCACCUUUGCCAAGCCAGGCCACCUCUUCAGCUGGGAAGGCAGGGAGAGGAGUGGAGAGAGAGGAAGCACAGGGCAGGGCUGCCGUGACCCAGCCGCCCACUCAGCCUGGAGGCCAUGACCACGGAUCCCUGACCGUGAGGGGCACAGUGUGUGUGUGUGUGUUGGAGGGCACACUGCCUUCGCACAGCAGAAGGCAUGGCAGCCAAGCCUGGCCCUUAACUGCAGCAAGUCCCGACUUCAGGAGGCCUCAGCCAGGCCUGGGCGAGUUUGCUGGGGUCGGGCGUAAGUGGCAGGACCUUGUCCAGAUUGCAGGGGCCUGGCUGUGGGAAUUGGCUGGCAGCCUAGGGUUGUAGCUCAUGUGAUUUCUCUAGGUUUUCUCUCUGGGAGGAGGCAGCAAGAGGCCAGUCCUCAAGGCCAGAUGUCUUAGAGGAUGGGGCCUGCAAGACACAGGCUCAGCAUCCGGGAGGCGCAUGGAACAGGUGUCCAGGAUCAGGCUGUCUGGGGAACCCUGUCAGCUGCCCCGGCCUCUGCACGGGAAAGGUGUGCGGGGCCUGGUCACCAGCCCUGGACUGCACGCAGGGAGGCAGGUAGGGAGGCAGGCAGGUGUGCCUGUGGCUGUGGCUGGUAGGCUGCAGGUGCUCCUGCUUGUGCUGCAGCCCCUGCUGCAGCCAAUGUAGGUCAGGUCGGGGCUGCUGAGGCUUCUCUGUGUGGUCCUUCUCGGGAAGGAAUGGGGUAGGGUGAGGAGAGCAGGGACUGUUUUAGAACCAUAGAGAUCAGAGGUGGCAGGACCCUUAGAGAUGAACUAGUACAGCUGUCACCUUAUGCAAAUCACCAGAAAAUGGUACUUGCUCUGGGUCAUCUGGCUGGUUAGUGACAGAGUUCCGAACUUCAGCUCACUGGAUUUCUUUGUUCCCACCCUCCCCCAAGCAGCCACUCUCUGUGGUUUUGGGGACCUUCUGGGGCCCAGUCCAGGUGCCCUCACCCCUUGGCCUGAUUCCAGAGCAGCGAUGUCAGAGUUGACGUGUGGAAUUGAAACCAUUUCCAUUGGAGGCUGGGCAGUUCCCCGCUGAAGGCUGCCUGGCUCUUUGCACUGAUCAGGACUGACCCCUCUGUGGCCCCCCAGAGCGCAGGCCUAGCUAGGCUGCCUCCUGUUUCCGUGUGCGGGGCCUGCGUGCGUGCUCUAAGGUCUCCCUCCCCCGCUGGCCUUCUUCCUGACUGGGGAACUCUCAUCUCUUGAGUUCUCGUCCAUUACCCUGGUGGAGGCUGCUUGCGCAGAUGGAGACCAGAAACCCGUGGCAAGCACUUAGUUGUUCCUCACUUCAGAGUAGAUGUGCUUGGAGAGGCUGUGUAGAAAGUGAUGAAAACAUCACAAAGUCAUACUUAAACCCGCAGGCGAGGCUCUGUAAUGAGGUGAAGGAGUGGUUUUGACGGAAGUGGAAGUAGUAGGCUCUCACUCCCUUGCUGUCUAGGGUUUCCUGUGCUGGGUGCUGAGAUCGAGGCAUGCGCCUCACCGCGCUGGCCUGCCCACACCUCCGGCGACCUCGCUUUUGCUGAUGUGGUCUAGUUUCUAGGCAGCUCUUUCCUUGGGACCAUUUUGAGGGCUCUAGAACUUUCCGUACAGGGCUGGUCCACUUCCCAGGAAAUGCUGUAGGCCCACCCUCAUCUCCAAAGUCCCAGUUAGGUUCUUCCCUUUCCGACCUGCUGACUUUGGAAUUACAGAAACCAGAUGAUCUCUGAUGUCCGGCCGGAGUGUCCCUCUGGGCCUGUGACUUUAAGGUGUGCCUCCCAGGAAGACGGGGGUCCUGGAGGCAGAGUGGGAACGUCAGAAGCACAAUGACAAGCUCCCGUCUCCUGCUUUCUCCUCUGGUCCAUGCAAGGGCCUGGCUGGGUAUUUUGGAAGGGUCAGAGAUGUGGGCCGAGCUUUCUAGCCCAGCUGUGAAGGGCAGCUCAACAACAAGACCCUCUGCUGGGCACAGAGUGAGAAGCGAGAGCAGCUGAGUCUGAGGCUGGGUCUCAAGCAGGCGAGUCUGUUCUGACAACCCCGUUCCUGGUGAGGCUGGUUUUCCUUGACCACUGGCCUCACAGCUAUGGGCCCAAAGACUCAAAGCUGCCAAGGACCUUGGCGCCCACGUGGGCUCAGCUCCUCCCAUAGGAAGAGGUCUUCGUUGGUCAGAGAAUGAUAAUGGAGUGAGCUGUCCCUAAGGGUGUUGGGCAGGUGGGACCUCAGGCAGCUCUUCGGUGACUGCUCCUGGCUCUGCAACUUCUUCUGGGGCCACACGCAAAAUCUCGACACCCUCUGCCCUAAACAGUUCUUGUGCAGAGCGGUGAAGUCCACUUCCCUGAUCUUUUUCAUUCCUUCUGGCUCCAAGGUGCUCUGUGUGUCUGCAUCUCUCUGUGUCUGUGUGUAUUUGGGAGGAAGGGCAACCUGCAGUCAACUGAAGUUCGUUAUGACGAUCACGUUUCCGAGAACGAAGAGGAAAGGCGUAAGGUGUACCUGUAGGUUUCGUUCACUCAGUGCUCUCUGGUGAGAGAGUGGCCUCUCUCCCAGGGCUCUGAUCCGAAGGACGCCGUCUGAGGAAGUUGAUCACUUCCCAUUCUGCGUCGCCUGAGGAAUCCGUGUGUUGUACGCAUACCUUUGGACGAAUAUGAACAUACUCUGGUGAAUGUGCCUUAAAAAUCACGACACUCGUUCGGAAGGAGCGUGCAAGGUCCAGGCCCGUGUGAGGACAGGUGUCGGAAGCCAGGGAGUGUGGUGAUCGCAGGCUAGAAGGGAACCUCUGGAGUCUGCUCCUCUAGUGACAAAGAGGGCAAGAAAACUGCAGAGGCAGAAGGUUUUCUGUAAAUAGUGGGGUAUUUGCCUUCAAUUUGGAGGUGGCUCUGAAUUUAACAAGCAAAAGCGCUGAUUUUACUAAGAGGUCCCUGCUCCCCUAAUGGUGGGGUCCACAGGAAGGGAGCUGCAGGGUGCUACAUCCCCGGCUCUGUAACGCAAGCACAAUCCCACCUCCCGAGGGAGUCCCGGCUUCCCUUCUCCAGAAUGCUUCACCCUGGUCAAGACACCAUGGUGACCUCAGGCUGCCAGGUGGCCCUCUGCACACCUCUGCAGGUGCCCAGCACGAAGGGGGCUGGACUCCCCUGCCCCAGGUCCUGGCUGGCUGACCAGCAGCAGCCCCGGGAACAGGCCAAAGGACAGUGUGCAUUGACUGGACCCCAGCCCUCCCAUCAGUCUCAGGAUAUUGGGGGGGGGGGGAGGGGCAGAGCGGAAGUGUCGGGGCGGGUUUGGUUGUUCUCACAGAAAGUAGUCCUGUACUCAGUGGCCACGUGAUUCUGAGCACACCACGUAACUUCUCUAGGUCUGUUUUCUCAUCUACUGAGCGAGGGGUGGACCGUCAGCGUCUGCGGGAGGGUCGGGGCGGAUGAACACAGCCCGUGCUUUCAUCACUACCUUUUCUAGCUCGUCACUGUGCCUUUUUCUUUCCCUUCUGUUCACUGCCCCGCCCCGCUUCUCUCACCAAGGUCCAGGCAGAGCUGGGGUUAGGCCGAGACCCAGAUCCAGAGUUCCCUAGGGAGUGACUAGGGGCGGCUCGGAAAGGGAAGCCCGACUUGGCCGCCUUCCCGCUUCUGGUAACGAGGGGCCUCGGCUGGGCGGGCGCGUCAGCCAGUUGUCGCAGUGCUUAGGAUGUGUGUGUCUGUUUGCACAAGCCUGUCUUUCCCUAUUUCCGAGUGGUCAGACAUUUUAUUUUUGUUCAAAGUCCUCUGGAGUUUUAGAUGAACUUGCAAAAUUGUGCUUUUAUUGACUUUUUGAAUAAACUCUUUGGUAUUCGGGAUCAAUGUAUGUAUUUAUUGGUAUGUGCAAUGACAAAGUCGGUAUUUUCCCAUGCUGACAUUAUGUACGUUGUAUAACUUAAGUGUUUGUCUAAAGUACAGACCAUAUAUCAAAUUAAACUUGAACUCUUUCAACACUACUGUAUACUUUCUUUUUCCUAUAAAAGGAGAAAAAACAUUUUUUAUACCAUUCAUUCGUCUGUCCUGAGAGCCUCAGGGGUGAGGACGGUGGUAACAAGGGCGUCACAGCUUGUCUGGAAGCAAUGACAGGUGGUCAGAGCUGUCCUCCCUGUGCUCUUCACGUUUAAGGAUGCUCAGAACCACACGCAGAGGCUGGGGAGGGCUGGCAGAAUGCUAAGGACCGAAAGUAUGGGUCAGCUGUACCAGCCGGAAAGGGGCUGUUGGUUCCUGAGUAUCCCCCUGUGGCCCUGGCCGUUAGGAGCAAAAAUUGGCCAUCGAGCUAAAAA
Messenger RNA from Phyllostomus hastatus (greater spear-nosed bat), 6395 nucleotides. It is a transcript of the gene TUB, whose product is annotated as TUB bipartite transcription factor. Bases 459 to 1844 code for a protein of 461 amino acids. Gene Ontology annotation, cellular component: cilium. The record is from RefSeq and is a predicted model, not a curated record. The transcript is spliced from 12 exons. Gene Ontology annotation, biological process: protein localization to cilium. Lineage: Eukaryota; Metazoa; Chordata; Mammalia; Chiroptera; Phyllostomidae.